UCUCUACUUCCUCAGAUGAGCUUCCAAUUUCUUCAUGCAGCUAAGUUUCUAGCUUUACAGAUGUGCUCAAUGUUACAUGUUGGUCGAGCACUUCUCCACUUCCUAAGUUUCAGGGUUAAUGGGUUAAUUGGAGGCACAACUUCCUUCACUUCUUCAAAUUUGCCCACCAAAGAAAGUACAGAAAGCCAAAAAAUGGAGAAAGAAACUGUCUUUUGGCGCUUAAUUUUUUUAGGUUUUUGGCUCCAAAAUAAUUUCAGAAUAACCACUAUAUAUUUGAGAAGUUUCAUUGCAAAAAGAAUAUCUGAACCUGGACAAGAAGACCAGAGUUCUGUAAAUCAAUGGCACCGGGUGGACGUGUCUUUAGACAAACUACACUUACAGGGGAAACGACUCAAGAUACUCAAUCAAUGGAUGACUCAAAUAACCUUACUCAUGUUGUUAAUACAGAUGAUUUCACUAGACUUAAGAAAGGUCGUGGAAAAACUAGAGGGAAAGGUCUUGAAAAAAUGAAGAAGACUUUGGGAAGCAAGAUGAAAAUAGAAAUUCUACUGGGCAAAGGAAGGCCAACUAAACCAGAUCAAUCAGCAAAGCUAUCCAAUGAGUUGGGGAUAAUUGCUCGAAACUUUCUAUUGCUUCCAAACAA
Messenger RNA from Solanum stenotomum, 643 nucleotides. RefSeq lists its product as uncharacterized. Bases 16 to 510 code for a protein of 164 amino acids. The record is from RefSeq and is a predicted model, not a curated record. Lineage: Eukaryota; Viridiplantae; Streptophyta; Magnoliopsida; Solanales; Solanaceae. The transcript is spliced from 4 exons.